Oldenlandia corymbosa var. corymbosa is the source of this 1005-nucleotide messenger RNA. The record is from the annotation of a GenBank genome assembly. Lineage: Eukaryota; Viridiplantae; Streptophyta; Magnoliopsida; Gentianales; Rubiaceae.
AUGAAGGAAGCAAAAGGGAGUUAUGUGCCACCAGCUUAUUUGCCUCUCAGUGGAGUGGAGCAGUCUGAUCCAGAAGGGGAUAAACAUGAUGAUGAGGUGAUGGUCAGCAGCAGCCAAACAACAGAAACUAAGAGGGAAAACGUUGGGCUACCAAAUCAGUGGUCUUCUGGAAUCUGUGCUUGUUGUGAUGAUCUGCAAAGUUGUUUUAUUGGACUUAUUUGCCCUUGCUUUCUUUUCGGGAAGAAUGCUGAGUACUUGGGUUCAGGAACAUUUAUGGGAUCAUGCAUGACCCAUUUUAUCCUUUGGGCUCUUGUCAAUACAAUUUGUUGUUUUUUGACCGAUGGUGUUCUUCUGGGGUUACCAGGAUGCUUUGUUUCAUGCUAUGCUUGUGGCUAUCGAAGGACACUAAGGUCAAAGUACAAUCUACCGGAAGCCCCUUGUGGAGACUUCGUUACUCAUUUCUUCUGCCAUCUUUGCGCAACGUGCCAGGAGUUUAGAGAAAUAAGGGAAAGAUCUGGCAGUCCAAAUUCGAGCUUUGAUUUAGUGGAAGUGUGGACUAAAGUUGAUAAGCAUAUGCAGGGUAGAACCCCAUCACUCUUUCCUCCUACCGCCGCUCACAACUCAGCGCCAAAACCUUCCUCCACCACCGCAGAUCGUGAUUUUUUCAUCGUUUUUCUGAUGGCGCCGAAGAAGGAUAAGGCUCCCCCACCGUCCUCCAAGCCCGCGAAGUCCGGCGGCGGCAAGCAGAAGAAGAAGAAAUGGAGCAAGGGAAAGCAAAAGGAGAAGGUGAACAACAUGGUGCUGUUUGAUAAGCCAACCUAUGACAAGCUUUUGUCUGAGGCUCCUAAGUACAAGCUCAUUACCCCUUCCGUCCUUUCUGACCGUCUCAGGAUUAGCGGUUCCCUUGCAAGGAAGGCUAUCAGGGAAUUGAUGGCCAGAGGGUCAAUCAGGAUGGUUUCUGCUCAUGCAAGCCAGCAGAUAUACACCAGGGCUACUAACACUUGA